AUGCAGAGCUUUGUAAAAAUUGAUGUGUCUAAGAUUAAUCAAAAGGUGUCCAAUGAAACAACGACCGUCGGUCUUGAAACUGUAGAAACAACCGAAUCGACAGCAUCGAGUAGUACAUCGAUUUUAACAACUUCCUCCACUGGUAAACCAGAGGUGACCACAAAAAGUCAAGCAGCCACAACCCCAGUCACCACCACAACGGUGAGACCACCGUCCACAAGGCCGUUCGAACUUCCCAAAGAAGGGCGCCUAAUUAAGUCAGUGCCCAGUGGGUAUUUCUGCAGCUGCGAUCUAAAAAUUAACAUUUGUGAUGUGAACUGUUGCUGCGAUAUCGAUUGUACCGACGAAAUUCUGAAGUCCUUCAAUUGCGACGAAGAACGACUGGACAUCGCAGAGUAUCACCACCAGAUGGGACUGCAAUCAUGUAAAGUACAAGGUGGCUUGUUGUGUUUGACCAGUGAGUCUCAGAAUGAAAUGGACGACUCGUUCUAUGAUAAAAGCUUAAAAAAUAGCAUUACAAAACAUAAAUGGGGAGAUAUAUUUCCACUGGAUGACAAUUCAAAAGAUAGAAUAUUUAAACACUACCGGGUAAACGUUCCAAUUCGGUUAUACAACGAAAGCAGCGAAAAAGUUGAUAUAUUUAAAAUACCAUACUCUCUAACCAAUUCCAACUGCCAGUUGGAACAGCCGAUUUACUUUCUACAAGAGUACUCUGUUAAGUGUCUCCGAUCGUUUGAAAGCUUGGAAGCAUUCACCACUAACUUUGUGGAGCAGCAAACCAACAUUCGCUACCAGCGACUGCCCAUGUUGGAAAUUAUGGAACACUGCAUGGAUCAGGACUGCUUCAACAGUACGUUGGAAUUCUGCAAUCUCACAGGGCACGAUUGUCAACUAUCCAACCGAACAGAAUCGUUUGAUCCGGAGGACGGAUUGUGGUACUGUCCAGAGCUGAAAGUAAUUUUCAUUCACAACUAUACUCGCUUAGAAGGUUUGACAAUUAAAUUCCACUGUGGUCCGCUGGAUUACGCCGAUCAACAUACUAACACAAUUUGGCAAACAAUUUCUGUCAAAUUUAGGCGUAAAAAUGAAGAACGAUUCGUUCGACAAGUGAGCGGAAACUUAGGAUAUUUGACAGGCAAACCCGUAAUCGUAUCGAGACAGCUAAUUCCGGAAAAUGACACAGCCGAAGAGAAGCGUUCUAAAAAUUACAUGUUGGCAUACUUCACCAAUGGCACCAGAGAAUCGGAUGAAACAUUUCGUUUAAAACUGCCCGUCAGUAGACGCAAUCGUUGUGUGUUCGAUCACCGACAUCACUACGAUGUCCUGUUUGGCGAAAGCUCCUGGAACAAAUGCAAUUUCUCACCACGACUGAACAUAACAAACGAAUCUAAUUUCACGGAAAUUUGUACCCAACUACAGGAGGAAAUUUUCAACCUUCUCCUACAUAAUGUAGCUCCCCGGGUUGAGGCAAAUAACUACGAAACACUAAAUCUCUUCAUCUCCAAGUAUGGAAACCCAAUCAAUCGCUCGGAGGAGUGGAUCCCACUGAGACCGUUGAACGUUAUCAAUGAGAACGUAACCGCAAAAUGGCCAUCAACAAGUGAAAAACAGACUACCACAUCACCAUACUUCACCUGUAAAAGUAUGAUUAUCAACGUAAAGUAUAACUUUUACCACGCUAGAACCACCGUUCGAAACAUCCCCAGACAGCAGAUACUGCAGGAAGCGGAGCUCCUGUUUGGACCUAGAGUUGAUUUGCAGUUCGCGUUGGACGAACCGAUUCAGGUCCCUGUGUACGCGCAAGUUCAGUUUUUCGAUUUGACAUCUUACCACAGUAGUAGUACGGUGGGCCGGGAAAUGGUGCCUUCCAAAUGGGUGCUUCUGGUAAAUUCAAUUUUAAUUGUUAGUUUUACUGUGUUCACAUGCAAUCACUAA
Molecule: messenger RNA, 1935 nt
Organism: Sabethes cyaneus
Lineage: Eukaryota; Metazoa; Arthropoda; Insecta; Diptera; Culicidae
Product: tectonic
Exons: 4
Coding region: 1-1935 (644 amino acids)
Biological process (GO): cilium assembly
Cellular component (GO): ciliary transition zone
Source: RefSeq, a predicted model, not a curated record